This is a messenger RNA of Porites evermanni, 1751 nucleotides long. NCBI's taxonomy places the organism in Eukaryota, Metazoa, Cnidaria, Anthozoa, Scleractinia, Poritidae. The record is from the annotation of a GenBank genome assembly.
AUGGCUCAUCCACAUUCCCCAGAUCAAGCGAUGUAUCCACCGGCAUACCCCCCGGGUCAGUAUCCAGUGGUAAAUCAACAACCGGCACCGUAUGCACAACAGACUACCAAUACCACUGUGGUGGUGAAUCAGCAACCAGUUGUGGUGGAAAAGGCACAACGGAAUUGGAGCUCUGGAUUGUUUGGUUGCUUUGAGGACUGUGGCUCUCGUAAGUAUUCUUUAAGCGGCACUCAAAUGAGUUAAUGUGGCGUUGAUAAUAGUUAUAACAACUUUAUUUAUUUAGCGUCAGUAUUUCUUGCUCGAAUGUACUCAUUGAGGACAAUAUUUUCACGUCUCCUAAUAGAUACGGCUCCGCCAUUUUUACCAGGGGCGUAGCCAGGAUUUUUCAAAGGGGGGGUCACAGAGGCUACUCACCAGAUUGUCAUGUCGACAUCCACGCCCAUAUUAACUAAAGACAAGAGCCGUUGACGAAAAUACUUCACAAAAAAACAAAUUUUAAAAAAGUGGGCUUUUCAACAAUGGCUUUUACGGCCAAGAUAUUGUCAUGGCGUUUUCGCUACCUGAAUAUUGUAGGUUGUUUGCUCAAAAGAAGGCCUACCAAGGGGGGGUCACGGGCACCCCAGGACCCCCCCCUAGCUACGCCCCUGUUUACGUGGUCAUCCUAGUCACGUGAAGCGGCUUAUCCGUUUCCAAACCAUAGACAAUACCUUCUUACUCAGUUUUCUAAGGACCCCAAGUAUUGGUCCGGAUCCGGAAAUCGAACCCGCGACUUCCCGCUCUGCAGACAAGCGCUCUUCCACCUGAGCUAACCCAGCCACGUUUAUUUCAUUUUGUUUGUGUUUCAAGUGUUUACGGGCCUUUGCUGUCCUUACAUGCUGCUGACCGAUGUUUCGUCCAGGAUGGGCGAAGGAUGUUGCUUUCCUUGUUGUUGCCCAGGUGCACUGUUGGGACUCAGGAUCAAGCUGAGGGUGCAGGAGAAUAUUCAGGUAUUUGACAGGCAUCAAGAGCUUAAAAAAUAACCUGGUUCUAGGGGACGAGUUUUCUUUAAGGAGCUUUGUCCCACAUCUAUGAAAAUUAAAUAAAGCCAUUUAAUAAAAAGAUGCCACCAAAAUGAAUUGAAUGAAGUAUGAAAAUAACCAAUCCAUCAAAACAGUAAAAGAACAUUUAAAAUAACACUGCAGAAAACCUUUUUUACGGCACCCACUUGUUGAGCACAGUGCAAACCUGAGAAACCAACUUAUUAAGCCCUAAAUUUUAUGUUUGAGGCUUCAAGGCGCUCUAGUGAAGUGUGUUCUCGAAGCUUAUGUGAUUAUUACAUUACGGGAGCAGUCUGAUUUAGCCACUACUGCAAAAUUGUGGCAAUAUAACUUUUCUUUAAUAUAUUUGUUAAUUAUCGCCUCGACCACACCUUUAUUCUUAAAAAGAACCUUUCACUUUGAAAGGAGGUAAUGAGGGCCAAUUUUCGUGAAGAGUUCUUUGUAAGAGAAUAAAGAAACAAUACCAAAAAGUUGCGUCUACAUGCAACUGCGAUGAUGGUCUUUCAUUUAAUUCUUCUCCCCACAUUUCUUGUAUGUGAUUUUCAUAUAAUCAUUAUUUUAAUACCAAAAACAGGAUAAUUCACCCAUGACUGACUUCAUUUCAUACAAUUGCAGGGCUCCCUUUUUGACGAUUAUUGUGCGGUUGAGUGUUGUCCGCUUUGUGUUCUCUGUCAGCUGGCCCGUGAACUUAAUCAUGUGCAACGCCGCGGUUAA